Messenger RNA from Homalodisca vitripennis (glassy-winged sharpshooter), 610 nucleotides. RefSeq names its product general odorant-binding protein 83a-like. The coding region runs from base 67 to 471 and encodes 134 amino acids. The record is from RefSeq and is a predicted model, not a curated record. The transcript is spliced from 7 exons. Lineage: Eukaryota; Metazoa; Arthropoda; Insecta; Hemiptera; Cicadellidae. Gene Ontology annotation, molecular function: odorant binding.
CACGUUUGACAGGUAUUGGAGAGAGACGUGAAACCCCACUAACUCGAGUCCUGUAUUUUGUCUACAAUGAAGACUCAGUUGUAUGUGUGUAUCGCUUUAUUCAUCUCAGUUCAGGGAGAAAUGACCGCGGACCAGAAGAAAAUGACCGAAAUGUUGCACAAUAAUUGUGUAAAAGAAACUAAAGUUCACGAAGAUUUAAUUGUCGCGGCUAGUAAAGGAACCUUUAAUGAAGAUGAAAACUUAAAGUGUUAUAUGAAAUGUCUAUUCGCCCAAAUGGGAGUGUUUUCUGACGAAGACAACAGCUUCGACAAAGAGGCAUUUAUUGAAAUGGUUCCAGAGGAAAUUAAAGAAACCACAAUAGCAGCGUUGGGGAAAUGUUUGCCUGUGGGUGGUUCAAAUGGUUGUGAGAUGGCCUUCAACCUGAACAAGUGCUUUUACAUGCAUGAUCCUGAGAAAUAUAUGAUUGUGUAAGUAUAUUGCUGCUUUUCUAUAUACAGAAGAAUGGAGAAUAGUUUAAUAGAAAUAUAAAAAAAGAAGAUAAAGUCUAACCAUCACCUGCAUUAUAUUAUAUGUACAUACACAAUGUGUUGAAUAAAAUAAACAAAUAUUA